Penicillium pulvis is the source of this 1374-nucleotide messenger RNA. RefSeq names its product glycoside hydrolase family 76 protein. Gene Ontology annotation, biological process: carbohydrate catabolic process; fungal-type cell wall biogenesis. The transcript has 4 exons. Lineage: Eukaryota; Fungi; Ascomycota; Eurotiomycetes; Eurotiales; Aspergillaceae. Bases 1 to 1374 code for a protein of 457 amino acids. Gene Ontology annotation, molecular function: mannan endo-1,6-alpha-mannosidase activity. The record is from RefSeq and is a predicted model, not a curated record.
AUGCGUUUCUGGGGGAACUGGCUUUCGUUGAAGGGCGCGUUAGUCACGCUACUCCUUUCCAAUAGAGUAAAUGCGAUUACUUUGGAUAUCAGCGAUGAACAGUCUAUCAAAGAUGCUGCUGGUACCAGCGCCUAUGCUAUGAUGACCUACUACAAAGGCAACGAAACAGGUCACAUUCCUGGUGCCUUUGCGAGUAAAUGGUGGGAAGGAGCUGCUCUUUUCUUAGCUUUGCUCCAAUACUGGCAUUUCACGGGUGAUACUUCCUAUAAUGAUGAGUUGCGAGUCGGAUUAGAGUGGCAAGCUGGUGAUGGAGACUAUAUGCCUGCAAACUAUAGUAGUUACCUGGGAAAUGACGAUCAAAUGUUUUGGGGUCUUGCAGCUAUCACUGCUGCUGAAGUCAAGUUUGCUGAUUCUUCUACUGGAUACUCUUGGCUUGCACUUGCCCAGGGUGUCUUUAACACCCAGAUCGAGCGUUGGGAUACUACCACUUGCUCGGGCGGCAUGCGCUGGCAGAUCUGGUGGUGGGAGUCUGGUUAUACGAUGAAGAACUCCAUCGCCAACGGUGGAUUAUUUCAACUAGCUGCACGACUCUACCGUUACACAGGAGAUGAGACUUACGGCACAUGGGCUCGCAAGAUCUGGGAUUGGUCAGUGACCACUCCACUCCUAAGUAACUCCACCUGGAAUGUUGCCGACUCGACAGCUAUGGAGGACGGCUGCACAAGCCAGGGAAACACACAGUGGUCAUAUAACUACGGCACGUAUCUGAUGGGUGCCGCCUAUAUGUACAACUACACAAACGGCACAGAGCAGACGACAUGGGAAACGGCGGUCUCAGGCUUAUUGACAAAAACAUUCACCCAUUUUGCCCCGGACAGCAACGGUGGAAUUUUAGAAGAAGUCGUCUGUGAGCCCUCUGAGGCGUGCAACGACAACGAAAUUCUCUUUAAGGGACUUGUCUCUUCUUGGCUCUCCUUCACAGCCUUGAUUGUCCCGUCACUCUAUGAUACCAUUCUGCCAAAGCUGCAAACAUCCGCUACAGCAGCUGCUUUAUCUUGCACCGGUCACAGUAACAAUACUUGUGGCGUCCGCUGGUACAAGUCGGAAUAUGAUGGCUGGAUUGGCAUGGAAGAGGAAAUCAGCGCCACUAAUAUCUUUGUCGCCAAUAUGAUUGCUUUCAGCAAUGCUGCCCCUGUUACUUCAACAACGGGUGGAAACAGUACCAGUGACGCUACUGCUGGUCAGAAUGACACGAGUACGGUUAAGACUACGACAAAAGUUACUUCUGGCGAUCGAGCCGGUGCUGGCAUUCUAACAGUGCUUUUCGUGGCGGGCUGGGUUGGCAUCAUGGGUUGGACCGUCUUAGGAGGUUGA